Molecule: messenger RNA, 3111 nt
Organism: Rhodotorula toruloides NP11
Lineage: Eukaryota; Fungi; Basidiomycota; Microbotryomycetes; Sporidiobolales; Sporidiobolaceae
Product: zinc finger, C2H2-type domain containing protein, transcription factor
Exons: 14
Coding region: 1-3111 (1036 amino acids)
Biological process (GO): DNA-templated transcription; regulation of transcription by RNA polymerase II
Cellular component (GO): chromatin
Molecular function (GO): DNA-binding transcription factor activity, RNA polymerase II-specific; RNA polymerase II cis-regulatory region sequence-specific DNA binding; zinc ion binding
Source: RefSeq, a predicted model, not a curated record
AUGGCUGGGUCUGCUGCACCCUUCUCGUCCCUCGCCGUGCUCCAGAACGCGCACGCCCCCGAGCAGCUCCUCACGCAGGGCGCCCCAACCUCGUCGGCGCAGGCGGGGCCGUCGUCCAACACCGCCACGGGGGGCCAGCCGGAGAAGAAGCGCAGGAGGAGGACUGCAGAGGACGGGAAACGCUACGCCUGCGACUUUGAAGGAUGCGGCAAGGCGUUCUCGCGGCCUGACCAUCUGAGUCGACACAAGCUCAACCACAACCCGAGCACGAUUUACCAAUGCCCAAAGACGUUCGUACGGAUGGACCUGCUCGUGCGGCAUACGGAGCGACAUGAGCGGAAGGAGCGAGGCGAGGAGGCGCCCGAUGCUGCUCGCAAGGCUGAGCGCAAGCGGGCGAAUUCGAUGGCAGGGCAGGGUCAGGCUGGGACGAGCAGUGCAGCGGCGAGCGGGCCGUCGAUGAAGAAGUAUGACAUCCCGGCGAUACCUGCUGGACCACCCUCGUCGGCCGCAGUUUACGCCGCAGACCAGACGCAGGCGCUCCAGCAGUCCAUCUUCAACGCCUUGCCUGGAGCCUCCGUCAACAUUCCUCCCAUGCACCCGUACGGCAUCAUGCACAACGGAGACCUCGGCGUCAACACCCCUUCCUCCGCGACCUACUCGACCUCGUUCUCGCCUCACGCCAUGUCCAACAACUCUGCCUCGCCAGCCGACAACGCCUUUUCUGCCCCUUCGACGGGGCAGACGUCGCUUCCCGGUCCUUCGCCUCCCGGCGUGUUUGCCAGUUCGUUGGUGAUCCCGACAGAUUUCGCUGGCCGAACGCCCGAGACGCAGAUGGUCGGCCUCCCUCCGCAUGCCGCCCAGCGCCCACCUACCGCGCCUCAUCCGGUCCCGCCACAGCCCGGCAUGUCGCUUGUGGACCAGGCACUUGCGAAUCAGGCUCUCUCCGCACAGCAACAUCCCCCUCCGCCUCAUCCGCCCCAUCCUCCUCCUCCGCACGUCAUGACGCACCAGUCUCCUUUUGCCUUCAACGCCAACCAGCCUCUCCAGCCUAUGCCGUCCCACCACGACUUUGAGGAACCGAUCAACUUCCUCACGACCAACUACGGCGCGCCCUUCGCCUCGAACAACGACUUCCUCUGGCUGUUCGACCCGGCACAGAGCGCCGACGUUCACUUUGCGGCGAGUCGACCUGCGAGUCCGAGUGCGGGCGGUCACGACUUUCUCGCUGGACUGGGAGGGUUCGGGAUGCCUGGCGGACAUCUGGGCGGGACGCAGACUCCCGCACGCUUAGCGGCCGUCGCGAACGCGCUCAGUGGACACGUCGGGAUCAGCAACCAGCUCGAUAAGGUUUCGCAGCAGCUCGAGGCCACGGAGAAGCAGCAGCAGGCUCAGCAGCAGCAACAGGCGCAGCAACAUGCGCUUGAUCUGCUGGGCUUGCAGGGACAGACGCCGAUGAGUCCUGUCAAGCUGGAGACGGUCAAGGAGGAGGAUACGCCGCCGACGUCGAUGCACGACUCGGUGGAUGCGAUCCCGAAUGGCUACCACGACUCGAACGACGUCGUGCCCGAUCCGGGCGACCAGACAACGUUUGUCGACGACAUGACUCGGCAACGAGUGCUCGACUACCUCGGCCCGGAAUGGGGACACUUGCGAGACGACCCUCGACUCGGCGUCCAGCAGAUGGCGCACUACCUCGCCUUGUUCUGGGUCAAGGUGCACGAGACGCAAGCUCCGGCCGUCCACCGCGCUUCUUUCCGGCCCAACUCGGCGCCGACACCGCUGCUUCUUGCGAUGAUGCUCCUCGGCUCGUACUUCGCCCCGCCCGAAUCGUACCAGCUGGCUGUGCAGCUGCAUCCGUGGUUCCGCGGCAAGGUUCUCUGCUCUCCCGACUUCCGCCCUCGCUCCGAAACCUGGCUCAUCCAGACGAUGCUCCUCAUCGUCGUCUUCGGCAAGCUCUGCAGCACCCGCAUGGACCACGAGAUGUCGCACAUCUUCCAAUCGUCGUUUGUUCAGCUCGGUCGUCGAAGCGGUUUGUUCUCGCAGAAGACGGUCGAGCUGCCGGCCGAGAAGCGCGACGAUGUCGAGGCGCAGUGGCACGCUUGGAUCGAGGAGGAGGUUGCGAAGCGGCUGGCGCAGAUCGUCUUUGCCAUCGACGUCGAGCAUGCCGCCUUCUUCCGCCACACGCACACCCUCUCCGCCUUCCAGAUCCAGCUCCCCCUCCCCUGCGACGAAGACCAGUGGGAGGCCCCGAACGCGCAAGAAUGGAAGCGCCUGCACGACCGCCAACGCCCGCCGAUCCAGUUCAUCUCGGCGCUCAAGGCGAGCUUGACGGCUGUCAGCGAGACGACGCAAUUGAACCCGUUCUCGAGGAUUGCGGUGUUGCAUGGGCUGCUGAGCGUCGCGCAGGACCUGCAUUGGCGCGACCGUGUCCUCGGCUUCUCGUCGCCCGAGCGGCAGUCGCACAACUGGCGCGACAUGAUCUCGUCCGCUUACAACGCCUGGAAGCAGCGCCUCGACGAAGCCCUCACGCACGCCUCUCCCGCUACAACGCAGCUCCUCCGCGCGAGCAUCAGUCUCUACGCGACCGCCCAAAUCACCUUCAGCAUCGACAUCCACGAGUUGCAGAUCUACGCUGGCGCCGAAACGGCCCUCGGAUUGAUCGUCUCGCCGCAGGUGUUCCAUGCGACCGAGCAGCGCAUCAGGAUGUGGUCUGGCUCGAGGGAGGGGAGGGCGUCGACGUGGCAUGCUGUGCACUUCUUGCGCAGUUGCUUGCAGCAUUGGAGGCAGUCGACGGCGGACUUGGCGGGAUGCUUGCACCACCGCUGGACGGUGUACAUCGCUUUCCUGACCGUCUUCGCCUUCGGACGCUCCACGAGCGGCCAUCCCGCCACGCCCUCGUCGCCGUACCAAGACGCGGCAAUGCGCUACCUCGACACGAUGUGCACGGCCUCGCCCGAUGGACUCCUCGCCGUCAGCGGGAAGCAGAACUGCCUCGACCUGUGCUUGAUGGUCCAGGACUACAUCAAGGAUACGCGGUGGGAGCUCGUUCAAGACGCCGCCCACAUCCUCCAGAAUCUGGUCAAGCAGAACCCGGCCACCCCGUCCUUCUAA